CCAACCCUAAUUAUAUAAAAUCACACCAAAUCUGUUGUCGUUUUACGAUUUUACCGUCUGAGCACCAAAGAAAAAGAAGACUCCACCAUGCCGUCACACAAGACAUUCAUGAUCAAAAAGAAGCUUGCCAAGAAGAUGAGGCAGAACAGGCCCAUUCCAAACUGGAUUCGAAUGAGGACCGAUAACAAAAUCAGGUACAAUGCCAAGCGCAGGCACUGGCGCAGAACGAAGCUUGGAUUUUGAGGUGUUUUUAUUUGCUGUUUGUUAAAUUCAACACUCAGCUACAUGGUUUCCAUUUAUGUGUAGUUUACCUUAAUUAUGAAUGAUCUAUGAUUUGAAAUUGUUUUUGGUGAAGAACUUAUUGCUUUUUUGGUGGUUGGAU
Messenger RNA from Helianthus annuus (common sunflower), 382 nucleotides. Its product is annotated as 60S ribosomal protein L39-2. The record is from RefSeq and is a predicted model, not a curated record. The transcript has 3 exons. NCBI's taxonomy places the organism in Eukaryota, Viridiplantae, Streptophyta, Magnoliopsida, Asterales, Asteraceae. Gene Ontology annotation, biological process: translation. Bases 88 to 243 code for a protein of 51 amino acids. Gene Ontology annotation, cellular component: cytosolic large ribosomal subunit; ribosome. Gene Ontology annotation, molecular function: structural constituent of ribosome.